Messenger RNA from Galeopterus variegatus (Sunda flying lemur), 867 nucleotides. RefSeq names its product myozenin 3 (gene MYOZ3). Bases 1 to 867 code for a protein of 288 amino acids. Lineage: Eukaryota; Metazoa; Chordata; Mammalia; Dermoptera; Cynocephalidae. The record is from RefSeq and is a predicted model, not a curated record. The transcript is spliced from 8 exons. Gene Ontology annotation, cellular component: actin cytoskeleton; Z disc. Gene Ontology annotation, molecular function: actin binding; FATZ binding; telethonin binding.
AUGGAGGAAGAGGAAGAGAGAGGGAUGAUCCCCAAGGAGCAGAACGGCCCAGUGACAACUGCCAUGGGGGACCUCGCUGGACCAGGGCCAGCCUUUCCUCUGCACUCCAACUACUUCCUGGGGGAGCAGGCCGUGUACGUGUCCCUCAUGAUAACUCACUGGCCUCUGGGUGUCUCUCCUCUCCUGUCAGUCCCUUCACUGGACCUGGGCAAGAAGCUGAGCGUGCCCCAGGACUUGAUGAUGGAGGAGCUGUCACUGCGCAACAACCGAGGAUCCCUCCUCUUCCAGAAGAGGCAGCGCCGGGUGCAGAAGUUCACUUUUGAGUUUACUGCCAGCCAGCGGGGGAUCAUGUCCGGAAGCGCCAAGGAGAAGGUGACUGGGACCGCGGAGCUGGGGACGGUUGCCAGUGGCCCGGAGGGACACAACUACCGCUCGCAGGACCACAUCUUCCCGGCCUCGUCCGGGGGUCCUGAGGAUGCCUAUCCCGCAGCCGCCCGGGCGAAGUGCGGCCCCAGCCCCAGCGCCUUGGCGCCAGGCUACGCCGAGCCGCUGCAGGGCGUCCCGCCGGAGAAGUUCAACCACACCGCCAUCCCGAAGGGCUACCGCUGCCCGUGGCAGGAGUUCGUCAGCUACCGGGACUACCAGAGCGUUGGCCGAAGUCACACCCCCAGUCCCGCCAACUAUCGAAAUUUCAACAAGAACCCGGUGCCAUUUGGAGGAUCCGUCAUUGGGGAGACCAUUCCCAGGGCAGGCACGCCCUUCAUCCCAGAGCCCCCCAGUGGCUUGGAGCUUCUCCGCCUCAGACCCAACUUCAACAGAGUGGCUCAGGGCUGGGUCCGCAACCUCCCAGAGUCUGAGGAGCUGUAG